GGCUGGGGAGAUGAACGCUGCAGCCAGCAGCUACCCCAUGGCCUCCCUGUACGUGGGUGACCUGCACUCGGACGUCACCGAGGCCAUGCUGUAUGAAAAGUUCAGUCCUGCUGGGCCUGUGCUGUCCAUCCGGGUCUGCCGCGAUAUGAUCACCCGCCGCUCCCUGGGUUAUGCCUACGUCAACUUCCAGCAGCCUGCUGAUGCUGAACGGGCCUUGGAUACCAUGAACUUUGAUGUGAUUAAGGGAAAGCCAAUCCGCAUCAUGUGGUCUCAGAGGGAUCCCUCUUUGAGAAAAUCUGGUGUGGGGAACGUCUUCAUCAAAAACUUGGACAAAUCUAUAGAUAACAAGGCACUUUAUGAUACUUUUUCUGCUUUUGGAAACAUUCUGUCCUGCAAGGUGGUGUGUGAUGAGAACGGCUCUAAGGGUUAUGCCUUUGUCCACUUCGAGACCCAAGAGGCUGCCGACAAGGCCAUUGAGAAGAUGAACGGCAUGCUCCUCAAUGACCGCAAAGUAUUUGUAGGCAGAUUCAAGUCUCGGAAAGAGCGGGAAGCCGAGCUUGGAGCCAAAGCCAAGGAAUUCACCAAUGUGUAUAUCAAAAACUUUGGGGAAGAAGUGGAUGAUGAGAGUCUGAAGGAGCUGUUCAGCCAGUUUGGUAAGACCUUAAGUGUCAAGGUGAUGAGAGAUCCCAGUGGGAAAUCCAAAGGCUUUGGCUUUGUGAGUUACGAAAAACACGAGGAUGCCAAUAAGGCUGUGGAAGAGAUGAAUGGAAAAGAAAUCAAUGGGAAAGUCAUUUUUGUAGGCCGUGCACAAAAAAAAGUGGAACGGCAGGCCGAAUUAAAACGGAAAUUUGAACAGCUGAAACAAGAGAGAAUUAGUCGAUAUCAGGGGGUGAAUCUCUACAUUAAGAACUUGGAUGACACCAUUGAUGAUGAGAAGUUAAGGAAAGAGUUUUCUCCUUUUGGAUCCAUCACUAGUGCCAAGGUAAUGCUGGAGGAUGGGAGAAGCAAAGGGUUUGGCUUUGUCUGCUUCUCAUCUCCUGAAGAGGCAACCAAAGCGGUCACUGAGAUGAAUGGACGCAUCGUGGGCUCCAAGCCACUGUAUGUUGCCCUGGCCCAGAGGAAGGAAGAGCGAAAGGCUCACCUGACCAACCAAUAUAUGCAGCGGGUGGCCGGAAUGAGAGCACUCCCUGCCAAUGCCAUCUUAAAUCAAUUCCAGCCUGCAGCUGGCGGCUACUUUGUGCCAGCAGUUCCACAGGCUCAAGGAAGACCUCCAUAUUAUACACCUAACCAGUUAGCACAGAUGAGGCCUAAUCCACGCUGGCAGCAAGGUGGGAGACCUCAAGGCUUCCAAGGAAUGCCAAGUGCUAUACGCCAGUCUGGGCCUCGUCCAGCUCUUCGCCAUCUGGCUCCAACUGGUAAUGCUCCGGCCUCUCGUGGCCUCCCUACUACCGCUCAGAGAGUCGGGUCUGAGUGCCCGGACCGCUUGGCUAUGGACUUUGGUGGGGCUGGUGCCGCCCAGCAAGGGCUGACUGACAGCUGCCAGUCUGGAGGUGUUCCUACAGCGGUGCAGAACUUAGCACCUCGUACUGCUGUGGCUACCGCUGCUCCUCGGGCUGUUGCACCUUACAAGUAUGCCUCCAGUGUCCGCAGCCCUCACCCUGCCAUACAGCCACUGCAGGCACCUCAGCCUGCAGUCCACGUGCAGGGCCAGGAGCCCCUGACCGCCUCCAUGCUGGCUGCAGCACCCCCCCAAGAACAGAAGCAGAUGCUGGGAGAACGUUUGUUCCCACUCAUCCAAACCAUGCAUUCAAAUUUGGCUGGAAAGAUUACGGGAAUGCUGUUGGAGAUCGACAACUCCGAGCUGCUACACAUGCUAGAGUCCCCCGAGUCUCUCCGCUCCAAGGUGGAUGAAGCUGUGGCGGUUCUACAGGCUCAUCAUGCCAAGAAAGAAGCUGCCCAGAAGGUGGGCGCUGUUGCUGCUGCUACCUCUUAGACAAGGAAAAACCGAUUCUAAAGCCAAAUAACCCCUCAUGGAAUUCAGCUCAAGGUUUGAAGACUUCCUAGCUUGUCCUAUGGACCUCAACACCAAGAACCACAAAUUGCAAAUUUAAUAGGUCAUUUUGUAUCAAAAGGUCAAUUAUGAAGCACCUAGAAUUUUUCAAUUAAAAAAUAUAUCCUCUGGGUUCUGCUGUGACCCAGACAGUGUUAACUUUUUUUUUCCUAUUGUGGGUUUUGAUUCCCCCCCGCCGCCAAAUUGGUUUUAUUUGAUGUACCCAAGUCUUAAGUUUCUCAAUAAAGAAAAAAAUCUCCAUAAAA
Messenger RNA from Pteropus alecto (black flying fox), 2316 nucleotides. It is a transcript of the gene PABPC4, whose product is annotated as poly(A) binding protein cytoplasmic 4. The transcript is spliced from 16 exons. Gene Ontology annotation, molecular function: poly(U) RNA binding; poly(A) binding; mRNA 3'-UTR binding. Gene Ontology annotation, cellular component: nucleus; ribonucleoprotein complex; cytosol. Bases 11 to 1993 code for a protein of 660 amino acids. The record is from RefSeq and is a predicted model, not a curated record. Lineage: Eukaryota; Metazoa; Chordata; Mammalia; Chiroptera; Pteropodidae.